Messenger RNA from Bipolaris maydis ATCC 48331, 1119 nucleotides. RefSeq lists its product as uncharacterized. Gene Ontology annotation, cellular component: telomerase holoenzyme complex. Gene Ontology annotation, biological process: nuclear-transcribed mRNA catabolic process, nonsense-mediated decay. The record is from RefSeq and is a predicted model, not a curated record. Gene Ontology annotation, molecular function: telomeric repeat DNA binding; protein binding; telomerase RNA binding. NCBI's taxonomy places the organism in Eukaryota, Fungi, Ascomycota, Dothideomycetes, Pleosporales, Pleosporaceae.
GUUGGGCGUCUAUACCACCAUUUGGCGAUUCUGGCGAGACCCGAUGCUCUCCAGCAGAUCUACUACUAUUCCCGGUCUUUGACUUGCGUCAAGCGCUUUGCAGGUGCGCGCGAGUCAAUCCGGACUCUUCUAGAUCCCGUCGUUGAUCACAACGCCGCUAGUCUUCCGCACGCUCUUCCCAUCGACAUCAGCUUCAUCAAGCCCCAUGGUUUACAGUUUCUGGGACGUUCGGUCAAGGACGACAGGGCAUCGGAAGAAUUCUUAAUGGCCAAGGCCGAGUUCCUGGACAGCUUGGAUAACUAUAUCGGUCGAGUUACGGCGGAAUGGAAGGAUCGAGGCGUAUGGGUCGCCGUUACGAACAUUGCAGGUUGGUUUGACUAUGGAGUUGAUGACAAUGCUCUCCGCCAAGCUUUUCUCAUCCAGCUUUCAGAGAGAGCCAAAAAUCCACCUUCUACUGCUCCAGAAGAGAAGUCACGUACAGCAUCUGCAAUAGAGCAGCAGGACCCGAUUAAACCUUCCGUCACCCUAAGCCAGAUUCAAAAAAAGCUAGAACAGCUCGCUGCGCAACAAACAUUCAAAAAUGCCCAGCUCCUCUCUAACGCCACCUUUGCUCUCGCCCUCCGCAGGCUCGGCGACAAGAACGUUCUGUUGCACAUCAACAUCAUGCUCGCCUUUCUUACUUCCCUUUCAUCAUUCUCUUCCUGCGCAUACAUUUUUGACCUCAUCAAAGACACGCCCUGGUCCGAUCUCGUCACUUUCCUUAAUAAGUUAUUGGAAACAGAAUCUCAAUCUCACUCCCAGACGAACACUAGCAACUCAGAAAACAUCAACACCUUGCUUUCUACAGCCCUGUUUCCAGCAGACGAUGAGAGGCCAGACGAGCUGCCACUCCCCGAGGAUUACCUCACCAGAGGCUUGAUCUGGGCGCACGGAUAUUUCCCCGAGAAUUGGUUUGCCAGGGAGCGCAAUGAGGAAGAGAGAUAUCUCGAAUCGGCGAGCACCACUAGGAAUCGUAUCAGUAGGGUGCUUAGGUUGGGCUACGCGAUUGCGAAACAGAAUCGAUGGAUUUCUUACGAUGCUUCUACUUGUUCUUUCUCAGUCAUCACAUCUGCACCUUAA